GUUGACGAUUCGAGCAUGCAAAAACAUUAUUAAUAUUUCAAUCAGAUUCACAACGCUAAGCAACAAGCAGCAUUAUGGCGGGGGCCGUGUGCAAGUGUGCAAGCAUUCCAAGUUUUUCUUGUGCGCCCUCGUUGGCACCUCUAGAUACGUUGAGUCCUCAAAGCCCUUCCUCUUCUUUCUUAAGCGCGACCAGGCGCAGAGGAUCAAGGGUCACACAGAAAGAGCGCCGCUCACAGGUACUUUGUAAUGCUGAAUGUGAGGAGCAGGCAGGGGUGAGCAGAGAUUGUGUAACCAAUCAGAACCUUUUGCCGCGGCGACAUGCAUUGGCUGCUCUCUCUGCGACCGCCGUCGCAGCAACCUUGCAAAACAGAGCUGAAGCUGUACAGGGCAUGGUCGCUGGGCGGCUACCAGGACUUGGGCCCGAGGAUGCAGACGGAUUCCGCAAGUACACCCGCCCUGAGGGGAAGUCUGGAGGCCAUGGGGUGGGCUGGACAGAGUUUGACCCCUACUCCUUUAGGAUACCUGAAGGCUGGGAAGAGGUCCCCGUGUCAAUUGCUGAUCUAGGGGGAACCGAGAUUGACCUGCGGUUCUCCAAUCCGGCUCAAGGAAACAUCAGCGUUGUUGUAGCCCCAGUUCUCCGCUUUGCGGACUUGGGCGAAAAUCCCACCAUCGACAUGAUUGGCAGUCCUGACAAGGUCAUCAACGCGUUCGGACCUGAGGUGAUUGGGCAAGUGGUGGACGACAAAGUCGUGUACGCGCGGUCGGAGACAAAGGAGGACCGCAGGCUGUACUACCAGUUCGAGCUCAACGGCCCCCAUGUCCUCAUCACUGCUACAGCUGCCAGCAAUCGUCUGUACCUCUUCAACGUCUCUGCAACAACUCGACAAUGGAAAAAGUCCGAGGCUACCCUGAGGAAAAUAGCGGAUUCCUUCCGGGUCGCAAAACGAGCUCCAAGAUAGAGUGCUUGUGUUGCUUCUUGCCAAGGGGAGCGCAAUUUUUGACAAACUUGACACCGGACUGAGCGUAUUAGAGUUGGUUGAAACAUGAAGUGAUUUUGCACCGCCAAUUGGUGCAGGAUGAAUCAACAAAUACCAAUUAUACGUCCUUUGCGUCAAUGUAAUGAGCCUUUCAAAGCCCCGACGCACAAAGAUCCGUUAUUGAGCAUGGCAAAGUACAGAAUACUUGAGCUAUCAGAAACAUAGAAAAGAAUGGCGAG
Molecule: messenger RNA, 1216 nt
Organism: Klebsormidium nitens
Lineage: Eukaryota; Viridiplantae; Streptophyta; Klebsormidiophyceae; Klebsormidiales; Klebsormidiaceae
Source: the annotation of a GenBank genome assembly